AGUCUGGUGGUGGAGGGGGUAGCACGCAGCAGCAGAAGCACCAAAACAGCUGUGUUGCGAUGUAAAUAGAGUAAAAGAGUCACUCUGGCGCACUUCUCAAGCCGAACGAGCUGAUAUCAUGAAAGACAAAGUGUCUUACUGGAUGGAAGGGACUACCAGGAGACUCAAGGGGUUUCUCUAAAGGGAGGUGACGCAUAAAGUCUGCUGAGUGUCGUGGCAAAAAAUUGACUGACAAUGUGGAAACAUUUGGAGGCAGGCAGCUCGCCUGUGGAUUGGUGUGAGGGAAAUUACCUCAUAUCACCCCUCAUUGCUGAAUUUGUGAACACGUUCAGCAAUGUGUUAUUCUUCCUGAUGCCACCGGUGCUGAUGCACUUGUUCCGAGAUUAUGGCCGCUUUGUGAACCCAGCAAUUCAUGGGAUCUGGGCCAUGCUGAUGGUUGUCGGAGCCAGUUCUGCAUACUUCCAUGCCACACUGUCCCUCAUUGGUCAACUGCUCGAUGAGUGUGCCAUUCUGUGGGUCAUCCUUGCAGGGUUUACAUUGUUUCUACCCAGGCGCCAUUUUCCUCUGGUGGUGCAAAAUGACAGGAAGAAACUCAGUUUAGUUUUCCUGAUUUUUGGUGUCUUUGCCACUGGCUUGGCCCUGGUGCAUCCAGCCAUUAAUGCUUUUGUGCUGAUGGUUCUGGGUAUACCAGCUCUUUUCUUCAUGGUUUUGGAGCUACGAAGGGUGAAAGAUGGGCGAGUCUAUCGUCUUGGAGUUCGCUGCUGUGCUGUAUGGUUGCUGUCAGUUAGCUGCUGGAUAAAUGACCGUCUGUUUUGUGAAGCUUGGUCCUCCAUCAACUUCCCAUAUUUACACGGACUGUGGCAUAUUCUGAUAUUUAUUGCUUCAUACACUGUAUGUGUAUUAUUUGCAUACUUUUCUGUCAGUGAUGAGAAACCAUUGCGGAAACCUCUCUUGAGGUACUGGCCAAGCAACAAUUUUGAACUUGGUAUCCCUUACGUUGCCAUUCAAGAUAGGGAUAGUGGCAAUGAGUACUGGAAAGAGAAAGAUGUCUAUGCUUGAUUUUCUGUCAGAAAGUUAAUGCAUAUGCCUCAAAGAAACAAGCAAAAAUUCAGUUAACAUAUGCUUGAGUUGUAAGCGGCCAUGUUACCAGUGCCUUUCCAUCAAUGGAGUAUUAUAUGAAGUAUUACAAGAUGCUAUACCAAAUCUUGAGUUAAACGCACACUUGCUAAAAAUUGUGAUAAGUUGUAAAAACAAGUAUUGCAGGUGCAUAUCUUCUGCUAUCUGUUUUCCAUCCCCUAUAUUACUUUUUCCAGUUUCCACUCUAGAAUACCAAAUCUUAAGUUAGAUCUGAUUAGUUCCACCACCACUUCCUUUAGAUGGAACAAGGUAUUGUACUGUGUUAUUUUAUCCAAAUGUUUAGUGAUAUAGUAUAGUCUCUACAUUCUUUCAGUGAUAAAAAUGUUUGUUAAAAAAAAAACAUAGGCCAUUUUAAUUUUAGAAUGAACAUACCUAUUCUAUAUUAUUCAUGACAUUGUAACUGUCUAUAUUUUUUAUGUUACUAUAUUGUUAAUUUGUUUGCUUGUGAUUUUUAUACAAUUGUGAAAUUAGAAGAGUCAUUAGUUGCUGUGUAUUUAUGUUUGUGCAUUUUGUGUUAUUAUCUACCUAUUAUUUUUUUAUCUCAUUGAUUUGUAAUUUUGUUUCCCUUUUUAUCUGUAUGAACAAUUUUUUUCAGUUUGAAGAAUCCCACCACUGACUUGAAUUUUAACGGUAUCUGUCACUUUUGUGUACAGGAGAUCAUGUUGGUUUAUGCACAGUGGAGCAGGUUUCAUAAGUUCUGGUCCUUUUCUUUGUUUGCUGCACUAAGGAGUUUCUGCCACAUCCAUAGAUGUGUACUGGCUUCUGCAAUGGUUCUGGCAAAGGAGACAUUUUAAUGAAAAAAUGAGGUGGAAGUAAUUUGUGAAAUGUUUAAAGCGGGCUCCACUCUAAUUUUAUUUACAUAACUGUGUGUGCCAAUCAAUGAUGAAACUGGUGCAGGGACAAAUAAAAAUUGAAAAUAUUUUUGUC
Messenger RNA from Thrips palmi, 2064 nucleotides. It is a transcript of the gene bwa, whose product is annotated as alkaline ceramidase. Bases 235 to 1059 code for a protein of 274 amino acids. The transcript is spliced from 5 exons. Gene Ontology annotation, biological process: ceramide metabolic process. Gene Ontology annotation, cellular component: membrane. Gene Ontology annotation, molecular function: hydrolase activity, acting on carbon-nitrogen (but not peptide) bonds, in linear amides. NCBI's taxonomy places the organism in Eukaryota, Metazoa, Arthropoda, Insecta, Thysanoptera, Thripidae. The record is from RefSeq and is a predicted model, not a curated record.